Molecule: messenger RNA, 6294 nt
Organism: Larimichthys crocea (large yellow croaker)
Lineage: Eukaryota; Metazoa; Chordata; Actinopteri; Sciaenidae
Gene: gc2
Product: guanylyl cyclase 2
Exons: 23
Coding region: 2273-5725 (1150 amino acids)
Biological process (GO): intracellular signal transduction; receptor guanylyl cyclase signaling pathway; cGMP biosynthetic process
Cellular component (GO): plasma membrane
Molecular function (GO): peptide receptor activity; protein kinase activity; adenylate cyclase activity
Source: RefSeq, a predicted model, not a curated record
GAGUAAACCGUCCAGAAAGCGAGGGAGCAAAAUGCUGAAUCAGACAUAAUCAACCUUCGCUCAUCUGCUCCAUGUGAAGGCUGCGAACGGUGACGUUCACCCUGCAGAAAUGUGCAGACAGUUCUCCCACAUUGUGAAACGCCCUGUUACUUUUUAUCACCCCCUUUUUUUGAAGGAGUGGGACCGGAUUCAAGUCCAACACAUACACGCAAGAGUUUAAUAUGAUUGGAGAGGCUGGUUGGUUUGUUGGUUUCUGGGUCAUGCUGCCCUCUGGCUUUUACAGACAGACUGUACUGUGUGUUUAUAGAAGGAACUGCAGAAUGUAUAGCAUGGAGGAAAAGGUAAUGCGACAUGGUUUAUGGUGUAUUUACACCACUGUCAUAGAUAACUGGUUGAAGUGCCCAUUAUCUCCUCUAUCUCUGACAGAAGUGUUUUUAAACUCAGACUCACUUUCCCCUGAAGCCUCAUGUAUAAUGGGAGAUUUUAAUUACUGCAAACUCCCUGCCUGUUUACCAGGAUGUCACCUGUCCAUCCAGGAAAAUGAAGUGUUAUACUUCUGUAAAAGCAGCAUGUAAGGCUUCUCUCGCUGUUUCUGUGACCACAGCACCAUCUACAGGCCGGCUGGAGACGUGGGUAAAGACGGUGUAUGAAGGUCUGGAGUGAAGAUGUUGUUUCUAAGUCACAGGUGAUGCUUUGGUUGUACAGAUUGGUCCGUGUUGAAGGACUCAGAUGUGUGAGGAUAGGGUCACCCUGACGAAUGUCUGAGAUAGAAAACAUUCCAGCUCUGCGUCAGCCUUUUAUUUCACCAAGUAUCCCCAACGACUACAAGUCAGUUCCAGGUUUUUUGUCUUGGCUUCCUCCAUCCAGAUGGGCUGUGUGGUCCUUCCAUUGGGUUCUGGGUCUGCCUUGUUCUCCCACAAUGUGGACGAGCCCAGAACACCUCCAGAAUACUUAAAUAAUAAUGUAAUAAUAUGAUAUGCCUGAUGAUUUAUUCCACUGCAGCACCCUGAACCAUGAAUGAAGCCAUUGAAAAGAGAUCAUGUGUAUCAGUUUCCUAUAAUAAAUAUCAGGCAUUGUUAAAUACCAUGUGUGCACAUAAAACAUGGUGGAUUCAGACCCGCGUGUUGGACCACGUCCACCGCUUGUGCUGCAUUCCUCCGUCGUCUGGUCUGCACAUGAAGGUAGACGGGACGUUUUUCACGUCUGACUGGAAAAGUGGAAGAUAAAACCUGAGCUGAUGACUUCAUAAAGUUGAUCAUCAUCAUAACUUCCACUCCACUUCAGUUGGCGCAGCUUACAGCCACAGCGGUCCUGAUUGGAUUUGAUAUAAUCUGACAGGACAGGUCACACACUUGUUCUAGGUCGUCUCUCACACACACACACACAUAUGUACGAGCUGUAAACCAGCUGAGCUACCUGUUGCAUGUAUCCUCCACUCGGUUCCUGAUGGUGCAGAGGUAGUUACAGGAUUUAAAGAAAAGAGGAAGUGAUGAAACAAACUUUUGCUGCGGCGAUUUGGUGCAGAACGAAGACCUCAACAUCUCGUCAAUGCAUGGUAAGACUCCUUUAUUAGAUGCAUGAUGGGUAUUUAUGUAUGUAUGGACUGUGUGCAUGUUAGUAUAGAUCUAUAAACACCAGUAACACAAUAACACAAACUAACUAACCAACUGAGGCACAGAUAGACUAACAGCUCUCGUGUUGUUUGAGGUAUAAGUACUGUAGCUUUGAACUUUAUUGCAAAAAAGGUCUAUCUCUGUGAGGAUCCUUUACAUAAUGUUGUCAUAUACUAACACGAACAAUCUGACCAUGUCACAGGCGAAAACAAGCGCUGACGUACUUUGACUGCAUGUAUUUGCUCCAAGAAAUUGCCUUGAAACUUGUUUUGUGUCUUAUUUAAACUCGACCACCUCUAGUGGACGUACUUUGACGACAUACAGGUCUUUAAGACUUACAAACCCAACAAGUAAACCAAGUAUCUUCAACAUAAAUUACAUUUCCAAGCCUGAGUCGCUUUCAUUUUCUCACCGACGUGAGUAUUAGGACAUGUAUAAGAGGGUCACACCAGAUAAUCCUGUUGUAGCCGAUUGAUCCUUGGAGUGUUCCCAAACCUAAAGUCACCGAAACUGCUCUUUCAAGACUGUUAAACUUAUAAACUAAUGAUUAAUUAAACAGUUUCUGAUAGCAUCUGAUCUUUUCUCAAAUCCAGGGAUCCAAAACCUUCAGACCGUCUUCCUCCAGGUUCCUCUGAGCUCUGGAGGUGCUGAGCCUCGAGAUGCAAUCACAGCGCUGUGCCUUCAUCAUCUUACCUCAAACAUGGAAGCAGACACGAUGCAAAGCUCCGGACGUCCACCCUUCAUCCUUUCCUCUUUCUGUCAACUGUUUGCCACCUCCAUGCCGCACUUCUGCCCCAUCCCUCCAUGGCCUCCUGAGGUUCCUCCUGGUUCUCCUGGCCUCUCUGUGUUUACUACCCUGCCCUGCACAGGCAGCCUGGUUUAGGGUCGGGGUGGUGGGGCCGUGGGGGUGCGACCCUCUCUUUGGAAAGGCUCUCCCCAGUGUGGCGGCACAGCUUGCCAUCAACCGAAUCAACAAGGACCCCUCGCUGUCCAAAGCUGCAACGUUUGAUUAUGCUGUGCUGCAGGAGCCAUGUGAGACAUCCAGGGCACUGGAGUCGUUCAUUGGUUUCCACACCAAGGCCUCAGGGUACAUUGGACCAGCCAACCCAGCAUACUGUGAUGCUGCCUCAAUGCUGAGCAAAGGCUGGAACAAAGCGUUGUUUCCGUGGGGUUGUGUUGGUUAUGAGCUGGACGAUAUUCGGAGCCACCCAACCUUCGCCCGCUCCAUGCCCAGGCCCACCUGGGUGCUGCUAAGCAUUGUAAACUACUUCAGGUGGGCCCACAUCGCCAUCAUCUCUUCCUCAGACGAUAUCUGGGUAGAGACGGCUACCAAGGUAGCUGAUUCCUUGAGGAGCCACGGUCUACCGGUCAGACUGGUCAGUUUUAUGGAGAACACUCCUCACGGCAUCAGACGAACUCUGUCCAAGGUCCGCAAGAUGAGAGAAUUACGCAUUGUGAUCCUCUGCAUGCACUCAGCACUGAUUGGUGGUCAAGUCCAGAAGCUGCUCUUAGAGACCGCCUACGACAUGCAGUUGAUUGACGGCUCCCGGGUCUUUAUACCCUAUGACACCCUGCUCUACAGUUUGCCCUACCGCAACGUGACCUACCCGGCUCUGAAGAGCAACAAGAAGCUGCUUCGGGCCUACGACGCCGUGCUGACCGUCACCAUCGACUCACCCGAGGUGUCGUUCUAUGAGGCCUACAGAGAUGCGAUGGAGAGAAGAGAGGUGGCGAGGACGCUGAAUCCACAGCAGGUGUCCCCUCUCUUUGGCACCAUCUACAGCUCCAUCCUCUUAAUGGCUCAUGCAGUGCAUCGUCUUCAGCAAUCUAGGGAGUGGAUGUCUGGGGGAAAUCUGGCAAAACACACCCGUAACCUGGCCUUCCAGGGCUUCAGCCACCCCAUCAAAACCAACGGCUCUGGAGAAGCUCUGCUGGACUACCUCAUACUGGACACAGACGGACUCUCAUGGGAGCUGAAGCCAACAUACAGGAUCGACAUGGAGGCCGGUAAGGUGUUUUUCCUGGGUCGAGACAUCCACUUCCCCCGUGGCUACAGACCCAGGACGGAUUCCUCGUGUUGGUUUACUCCUGGAGUCCUCUGCUGGGGAGGGGUGGAUCUGUUUGUUGCAGGACUGGAUCUGUUCUCAACCAUCAGCAUGUUCCUCGGAGCGACGGCCACCACUGUUUUCGUAGCGGCGUUGGUUUACUGCAUCAGGCGCCGCGUCAAUCAGAUUCGACUGGUUAAGGGUCCAAACAAGAUUUUGCUGACUCUGGCUGACGUCACAUUCAUAAACCCGUCUCUUAGCAACAAGAAGUUCAGUCUGGAUGACAGCAGAGUCAGCGGCGUGAGGACCGCGUCCGAACGAAGCGUAACGUCGCCAAUCUCCACACAAACACCAGCUACCUACGAGAACUCCAACGUCGUCAUUUAUGAGGGUGACUGGGCGUGGCUGAAGAGACUUCCUGAUGGGACGUUCAGCACCAUCAACCCUAAAGUCAGCCAAGUGUUUGAACUGAUGAAGGACAUGCGUCAUGAGAAUAUCAAUCCUUUCCUGGGUUUCUUUCAUGACUGUGGCGUGUUCGCCAUCGUGACUGAGUUCUGCUCCAGAGGAAGUUUGGAGGACCUGCUGCUGAACGAGGACGUCAAACUGGACUGGAUGUUCAAGUCGUCUCUGCUACUGGAUUUGAUUAAGGGUAUGCGGUACCUCCACAACCGCGAAGUGUCCCACGGCCGUCUGAAGUCCCGUAACUGUGUGGUGGACGGGCGUUUUGUCUUGAAGCUCACAGACUACUGCUACACCGAAGUUCUGGAGGCUCAGAAGUUCCCCUACGUCGAACCACCAGCAGACGAGUUGCUCUGGACGGCUCCGGAGAUCCUGAGGAUUUCUGGCCAGCUGACGCUUCACGGGACGCCAUUGGGCGACGUGUACAGCUUCGCCAUCAUCAUGCAGGAGGUGGUGAUCAGAGGGCCUCCGUUCUGCAUGCUGGAUCUGUCUGCCGCAGAAAUAAUAGAGAGGGUGCGUAAGCCUCCUCCGUUGUGUCGCCCGGUGGUCAGCCCAGACUACGCUCCGAUGGAGUGCAUCCAGCUGAUGAAACAGUGCUGGAACGAACAACCCGAGAAGAGGCCAACCUUUGAGGAGAUCUUCGACCAGUUUAAGAACAUCAACAAGGGGAAGAAGACCAACAUCAUCGACUCCAUGCUGAGGAUGCUGGAGCAGUAUUCCUCAAACCUGGAGGAGCUGAUCAGGGAGCGAACGGAGGAGCUGGAGAUCGAAAAACAGAAGACGGAGAAGCUGCUGACCCAGAUGCUGCCUCCGUCUGUGGCUGAGGCUUUGAAGGUGGGCGGUACAGUCGAACCAGAGUAUUUUGACAGUGUGUCACUUUACUUCAGCGACAUCGUCGGCUUCACCACCAUCUCAGCUCACAGCGAACCCAUCGAGGUGGUCGACCUGCUCAACAACCUCUACACAGUCUUCGAUGCCAUCAUUGGAAACCAUGAUGUCUAUAAGGUGGAGACGAUCGGCGAUGCUUACAUGGUGGCGUCAGGAGUCCCUGUCCUGAACGAGAACCGCCACGCUGCCGAGAUAGCCAACAUGGCCCUCGACAUCCUGAGCGCCGUGGGAACCUUCAAAAUGAGACACAUGCCAGACGUUCCUGUCAGGAUACGUAUAGGUCUACACACAGGUCCAUGUGUAGCAGGUGUGGUCGGCCUCACCAUGCCCCGCUACUGUCUGUUUGGAGACACGGUGAACACGGCUUCUCGUAUGGAGGCCACCGGACUGCCCUACAGGAUCCACGUCCAUGAGAGUACAGUCAAAGUCCUGCGGGACCUAAAUCUCGGCUACAAGCUUGAGUUGAGAGGCAGAUCCGAAGUCAAGGGGAAAGGAUUCGAGGAAACUUACUGGCUCAUAGGGAGGGAUGGAUUCACCAAACCUCUGCCUGUUCCUCCAGAAGUCAAGUCCGGCAUCUCGAUCAGCGUCGCGGCGGCCGACUCGAAGGACGUGAAGCAGGUGUUUCACAAGGCGGUGAAGAAGAUCUCUCACGUUCGCGUCAUGACUCAGGUGUUACAAGCCCCCGAAGAGGAGGACAACGUCAUGAUGUCGCACCACUGACCGACCUCUAGUUUGCUCCAAACUCUGGACGUCUGGUUGGAUUUUCACUUCUAGAAAACUAUGAAACUAAACAGGAGUGAUCAGGAGGGGCUGAGCUUCAUGAUCCACUGAGAAAAGUUAUCAGUACGAGAAAGAGGUUAGAGAAAGUGUUCAGAUUAUCACUGUGUGUGUGUGUGUGUGUGUGUGUGUGUGUGUGUGUGUAGUAGAUCAGGUCUUGAAGUGCUGACUCAGCAAAGCUCGGAUCUACAGAGCCGAUAAUCUGUCUCGAUCGUUUCCGCCUCCUUCACUUCACGUCACUUCGUUUCCUCCGUCUGAAGGGGACAAGAAAGAUGGACUCUGUCUUCUUAGCUUCCUCCGUCAGCGUCCUCUUCCCUCUCUCCUCCUCUGCCAUCGUGUCCAUAGAAGCUGCUGAGCCUUUGCUAACGGACAGUGAGCAACACGAGCUAACGUUAUCUUAGAAAUAGAGUCCACCAUCGUCAACAAACGAUGACACAGAGUCCGAAGUCAGAGCUAACGUUAACUUCUUUCCUUCCAUACUUGUCUCCACCCUUCUUUUCUUCUUCCACCCU